CCCACGUUUAUUAACGUCCUCUGAAGGCAUCAGCAGGGCUGUAAAGAAUCCGAGCAUCACUUAAACGCAUCGCCAGCCUGGCUGAGCAGAAGCGUCCGACCAGACACAGCUGAGAGUUUAACGAGACCGAACCAAGACCAGGACCCGCACAAGAGGUCCGUGUCGUCCGUGUCAGUGUGACUGGACCGGGAAACAAACCGGAACCGACUGACACGACGUCCGGGUCUGAUCCGAGAGACAGAACCCUGGAAGAGCCCUGGAUCCUCGAUCCUCAAGGAGAUCGCUGUGGAUGGUGAGUCCAGGAUGUACUUCCUGUCUCUGAUCCUAAUCAGACUGUGGACCUAUUAGAUCUCAGAGGAGUCAUGAGCUUCGGGUCUGAGUCCUGGCAGUGGUUCGGGGUCCUGCUGGACUAGACUAACAGCAGUGUUUCUUAGACUUUCCAAGGAUCAGGACUAUGGGACCUCCGGUCGUUCAGGGAGCUCCUGUUGUACCAAAGAUGGGGGUCAGGGCCCGAAUGUCCGACUUGUCUCAGAGGAGGGAUGCUCAGGAGGGUCUGAACUCGAGCUUUCUGAGUCAACCUCCCCAUUCCAACAAGAGUCUGGACCCCCAGCCCAGGUCAGAGACCACAUUCCCAGUUCGCCCAAGUCCUUCCACCAGCAGGAGUUUGGCAAGGAUGAAGAGAAGCAACAGUGAGGUGACGAUCAGUGAUGUCGGAGCUGAAGACAUGGACCCUGCUCCCAUCAACCCAAACACAGGCGCGAGUCUGAGGCGAAAGUGCUGCAGCACUUCGACACUGGACCGCCAAAGUUUGUCACGAUCCACUGAGACUCCUUCCUGGAGGCUGGAGCAGCAGGUGCCCAGCGCACCGCCUCCAUUCCCAGAACCUCCACAGCUUCAUGCUGCACUGUCGCCCAGUCUGCAGACCGCCGCUCGCAUUGCUCAUGGGGACGUCAUCUAUGUACCCGACUAUGUGAACGCUUCGGUUUAUGUGUCGCAUGUUCAGAAAACAAAGCCGGAGACAUCGAUCCUCAGCAGACUAAGGAAUCAGAGGACAAACAGGGACAUAAGACCCAGCGUGAUCUCUUACAAAUGCUUUUCUCAUUAUGAUAGUCAGAGUGUCCUCUUCGACUUCAGCAGUGGCUUUGUCCCCCAAGCAGACCUCCAGCACGGAUGGAACGUCUCCACCUCUGGAUGUGAUGAUGCUUUAAGCCCUGAUGAACGUGAAAAAAACAACUUUCUGGUGAGCAGCUGUCCGUUCUUUCAUAAUGAGAUUGGAGGGGAGACGGAGAGGACGCUGGGCCUGACUCGGGCCAACACCACCACCUGCGGUGCUGCAGCGGACACAUCCUUCAGCGAUCCGCCGCUCAGCACCCGCCGCACCAACGCGAGCAUCUCAGUGUUGGAGUUCAGUGGAGGAACUCGGGCGUUCGACCAAAACCUGAUGAAUAAUCACGACAUUGAACACAUUGACCUGGGAGCCAGAUACUACCUGAAAUACUUCUACAACCAAGAUCACCAAAAUUAUUUUGGCAUUGAUGAGAACUUUGGUCCGGUGUCUCUGAGCCUCCGGCGAGAGAAACUGGAGGAGAGGACUGAUGAGACACAGUACAACUACAGGAUGAUCCUCAGGACUGGUCAGCUGUCUACCCUGAGAGGAUCCAUCACAGAGGACUCUAUCCCAUCUUCAUCCAAACACGGGACCAGUCGACGUCUUCCUCUGAGGGAUGUUCUCGAGUUUGUGGUUCCUCAACUUAGCAUCCACAGUCUCAGACUGGCUGCCGAUUCACCCAGAGUCCCUGAACUGCUGCUGCAGCUGGACCAGCAGGAGCUGAGGUUCCAGCGCAAAGUGGGCGUGUUAUUCUGUCGGGCUGGUCAGUCCACCGAGGAGGACAGCAGUGACUCUGGCAGUCCCGCUCUAGAUCAGUUCCUGGACCUUCUGGGCCACAGAGGUCCACUGAAAGAUACCAGCGAUGACUCAACAGGGAGGCAGUCAGUUUUUACAACGUUCAGAGAAUUCAAGCUGAUGUUCCACGUGUCCACGGCAAGCGGCCCUCAGCAGCUGGUCCAUAAAAGUCUUACUGGGAAUGACUUCGUCACAGUAAUCUUCCAGGAGCCGAACUCCCCGCCCUUCAGUCCGCAGAACAUCUGCUCACAUUCCCAACAUGUCUUCAUCAUCGUUCGAGUCCGCCGCCCCUGCAGCCAGCACACCUGUUACAGUGUUGCAGUGUCCAGGCGUAGAGACAUCCCGUUCUUUGGUCCCUUGAUCCCACCAGGUUGGAUGUUUUCAGCCUCACCUGAAUUCAGAAACUUCCUGCUGACGAAGAUCAUUAAUGCCGAAAACGCCGCGCACAGGUCAGAGACCUUUGUCACAAUAACAGCACGACGCAGACAGGAGCACCUGAAGGAGCUGGUGGAGAACUUUUCCACAUCAGUGCUAGUGGACUCAUCAUCUUCCAUCAAGUUCAGCUUCAUCUCUCUGGGAGUAAAGAAAAAAGAGCGCAGCGCACCACGGCCUCAUGCUUACCUGAACAGCGCCGGGGCUCUCACCUGGAGUGUGACAGCAACAGACUUCAGCUGCUCUUUUGAUGUACCGUGCCAGCUCGCCGUCUCCAGUGAGUUUGUGGUGCUUGUAGAGGAAGCCAGCAGACAGGUAGUGUUUCACUGUUACUGCAGAGACGUGAUUGGCUGGAACGCCGGCCACAGAGGCAUUAAACUUUUCUACGAGCACGGAGACUGUGUGAUGCUGUCAACACGAGAGAGAGGCUGGGAGGACAGCCGCGAGAUCGCCCAGAGACUGCAGCUGGUGACUCGUGGCGGUCCUGCUGUGGACAUGAUUCUGAGGAGGAACCGUCACGGUCAGCUUGGGUUUCACGUGAACUUUGAAGGAGUGGUGGCGGAUGUUGAGACCAACAGUUUUGCGUGGAAGGAGGGUCUCCGGCCCGGCUGUAGGAUAAUGGAGAUCUGUGCGGUCGCCAUAGUAAAGCUAUCACAUAAGCAGAUGAUUGAGCUGCUGAGGACGUCGAUGACCGUGAGCGUGGUCGUUGUUCUGCCGCACAGAGAUGGGACACCCCGCAGGAGUUUCUCAGAAAUCUACCAAGUCCCGAGGUUUGAGUACAAACUGGACUCUGAUAUCACUUCCUACCCAUUAAGAGUAACCCCACCCACCUGGCACAAGGUGUUAGAAGCUCCGCCUACUCAGAGCAUCCCAGGUGAACUGGAACAGCAGCUGAGACCAAUUAAACAAAUGAAUGAGGGAUCCAGGUCACCAAGCAAACACUCGACCUCCGUUGACCCCGGACCACCUUUGACCCCACAGAGCCAUGCCCGAUGGGGAGCUCGUCCUGAUUGGGCAGUCAGCUCUGAAGAAGACUCACUUGAGAAGAUCGGGAGAUCUAAAGAGGCCAGUCACCUUUGUCAUCAUGAUCAUCCUCAUCGUGUGACGAAGGCUCGGAGGGUUUUUCAGCCGAGUCUGAUGGACGCCAACAACACGCUUUCCAGCAGCAGCGGCAGCGAGGGCAGAUACUCCGACUGCACCAAGGUGCCUUCAAUGGACAGCGGAAUUGACUCCGCCCCCUGCACAUCAUCGGCCCAACCAGCUGUGGCUGGGGCGACGCUGGUCCUGAGCGAUAUCCAGAGAGGCAAAUGGACAAUCUCAGCCGGUCACAUGACCAACCUGAGUGAGACCUGCUCUCUGUCCUGUGACUGUCGUGAAUCCACCAGCUGGUCUGAGGGCAGGUCCAAAAGCAGUUCCUCUACCAGCUCACCUGAGGCCUUAAUCACAUGUAAAGAAGGCUCCACUGAGGAAAUGGAGCUUACUCAAGAGGGGGAGGGGCUGAAGAGAUCCAGCAGAUGCAACAGAUUCAGCUGUGUUCCAAUAAAAGGUGUUGGCGUGAAGCAAUCUGAUGUCACUGCAGGUGAACAGCCCAUCAGAGUCCCUGGUGUUCCUCCUCCGUCUCCAUGGAGAUGUCUGACCCACACGAUGCCACGUGACAUGUUGUACAGGAUUUUGUUUCGCUGUUCUCAGCUGCCGUCGGACCACCUGCCCCCACGUCUCAACAGCACGCUACCGCCCACCAUCGGCAGAAAACUGCCACUGCCGCUACAGAGGAGUAACCGCUCUUACUCUGACAGCUUAUUGGCUCUGAGGUCUGGAGAUAAACACAUGCCGCUCCCACAAGCUUCAUCACAGCUGGACUGGUUUCACCUGGAGAGCACUCGAGCCUUCAAAGCGAACAUCAAUCAGACACAACGCACACUGGGGGUGACAUCACAGAGCUUCGCCCUGGAGGACAGUGACAUCACAGCCCGCUCCCUCUCAGGUGAAGUCCUCCGACUGGAAGAGAUUCUUCAGCAGCUGCAGCUCGACCUGCUAAAGGAGCAGCGGGACAAAGCUGCGCUGCAGCAGCAGGUGCUGAGCCUCCGUCAGGAGAACCACCGCCUGCAGGAGGAGAGUCACAGCGCCGCCAAGCACAUCAGGAGGUUCGCCGCCUGGAUGCUGCACCAGGAUUCGUUACCAUAGUAACACCACUAGCAUUUACUGACCAUUCAGCACUGUGUCACAUGACACGCAGCGGAUCGUGGUGACGACGAAGAGUUUGGACUGUGAGCAGAACAAUCGAUCGCUAAAUUGAUUGCUGAACAGCACGAAGCAGCACGCUGGAUGAAGAUGAGGUGACCUGACGGGAUCAGUCACAGCUCGGCUGACCGGUCUCGUCAGUCCUCCUCGGUUACCUGGAAGUAGGCAGAGCCUCUCUAUGAUUCUUGCUGUUAUUUGUUUUCACACAGAGGCGCAGUGAGUUAGUCGCAGCAUGAGCUGACCUCCGUGCGCUUCCACCUCUGUCAGCAUCGGAGCAGCUGGCGACGAUGAGCUUUUACUAAACGCCUCAGCGCAGAUGUUUAAGGAUGUUUUCUCUUCAGACUGUGGAUCAUACAGAUGUUUGAUCCAAGCUGAAUCAGCUGAUCCAGAAUCAGCUGAUUUAUCCAAAACUCUUCUUUCAUGUGCAGAGAGAUCCUGCUCUCUUUCUGCUGUUACGUGUCUUUAUUUUUGUAAAGGUUUACAGAAUUGACGUUUUUGGCCUAGUUUUCCUGGAGAUGAUGUGAUUAAUACUGUAAUUACAGCAGCAUUCACAGAUAGAAGGUUCUUAUUCGGAAACAUUUUCAUCAGGUCGAUCGUUUAUAUAUUUUAUAUCUGUAUAUAAAAAUAUUUCAUUUGGUCAGCAACGAGCAGCCUGUGGAGCCGCAUGUGUUUAAGCUGGCUGCAGGCCUGAUGUGGAUGAAGGUGAGGAAAGGUAAACGUGUAGUGGGACCUGAGCGGUCACAUGACCGAGCCUC
Molecule: messenger RNA, 5331 nt
Organism: Pelmatolapia mariae (spotted tilapia)
Lineage: Eukaryota; Metazoa; Chordata; Actinopteri; Cichliformes; Cichlidae
Product: signal-induced proliferation-associated 1-like protein 1
Exons: 20
Coding region: 455-4519 (1354 amino acids)
Biological process (GO): activation of GTPase activity; regulation of small GTPase mediated signal transduction
Cellular component (GO): cytoplasm
Molecular function (GO): protein binding; GTPase activator activity
Source: RefSeq, a predicted model, not a curated record